UGUUAUUACUUGUUCUGAAAAAUUCCUUACUCCACCUUCAAGAUUCUACUGCUCCGCCUCGCCGCAAUCUUCCUCAAUAGAAGAUUUGUUUACCAAAGUCUGCAAUGGUGUGUUAUAAACUUAUAUGACUUGUGCCAUGCGUACCACAUGUUUGGGAAAAUGCUUGUAUGGGGAUUUUGCUGCAUUUCAAUUCUUAUGCUUCUAUUGAUUUACAUGUGUAUAAGUCUUUACUCUCUUUCUACCUAGCAAUAAAGGAAAAAACAAGAACACUAUAGAAAAAAAAAAACAGAGUGAUUCAUAUUGGACCUCUCCUCAUUAUUGUGCAACCUUUGGUCAUGCUGGUGCUUUGUUCCAAUCAAGAGCUCUGUAGCUUCUUUUCAGUUUUUUUUCUCUCUCAGCUUAAUAUGUGUUACUGUAAUUGCUGAUUUGGGAUCUUCAUUUUUCAGUUGUGUUUUCCCAUUAUGGCUUUUUGCUUAAUUGGCCCCAGGCCUUAUUGACUAUGAAUAAGGCUUUUAGGAGUAAGAAAUAAGAAUAAGUGUUGUUUAAAUGUUUGAGUGCUUUUACGAGAAAUCAUUACAGUGUCUGAGAGGUUUCUCAUCAUUUCUGCCUGAGUGUUUUUGAUCUUGCUUUGGUGCACAAUUGUGUGUAAUUUCGUUUCAGCCUGAGUGUUCUUCAUUCUAGGAGUUGGGCUGGCUUAUAUGCUCAUUGGUAUUUACAAGAGACACCUAGUUGAACCAUUGUCAGAAGCAAUUGGGUUUUAAGCCAAUGAACAGUGAUCACCAACUUUAGCUUCUCAAGUUUGUACCUGCUCUUUAUUUGCAUUGAGAAAGUUUUGUAUUAUUUGUUGAGUACUUGGGUUUUAAUCUGAGGAAGAGGAGGACGAAUAUGGCUUUUAAAAGUGAAGCUCAUCCAGGGUAUCAAGAUGAAGUGGACAUCAAGUUUUUGGGGACUACAUUUGGGAAGUCCUGCACUAUACACACCAAUGUCUACAUCAGAGGAAGUGGAGAUGGAAAAAUUACUGGGAGAUUGAUGAAGCUACUUUGUGGUUUGAUCCGAUCAUUAUGCUAUAUUAAGGAGAUUAUUUUAUCAAGUUUGCCAAGAGCCCUACAAAUCAUGAAGUUCCGUUUUCCCUGCUCAAAGUCUUUAUCUUCUCCAGCAGGAAUCAUCGAUGAUAGUAACUUAGCUGUAUCUGGUAUGCAGACAGUAUCAGAGGGGAGCUCAAGUGGAAUUGAUGCUUCUGAAGUUUCGUCGGAGCUAAAAUCAAAUGGACAAGUUGUGGAUGAAAGUCUAUUCAAAGAUAGCAAGAUGGAUGUGACUGAGGUACAGAUAGAUAGUUCAAUGCAAAAGUAGGAAUGGAAUGUGAGGUGUCUGUACCAAAGGCAGCUUCAGAUAUCAUUAUGAAAUGAUAUUUGAGGUUAUGGAUGAAUCUGAUGAAAAGAUCUCAGCUGAGGAUAAAGGAACCUCAUUGUGAAGGAGCACAAGAUUUGGUAGUUGCCAACGAUUCUAAUUAUGUUACUAUUGUUCAAUCUGCGUUGCCACAUAAAGGAAGCGAAUCCCCAAGUGCUGUGAAAACUGUUGAGCCCGUUUAAUUGACUCUGAGUUCAACUCUCACUAAGAGACACGCAAGCAAGAGUUCAAAUGUGAAUGUGGCUGCCACUGUAAUAGAGCCUAAAGAAGCUUCAAGGCUGAGGCAUUGGGUGAUUAAGAUGGGAAAUUAGAUUUCGAAUCGGGUUCCAGCGUGGAAGGAGAUUCUGAGGAUGAGGGCACUAGAAGUUGAAUAAUCCUCCACUUUACGUUGAUUCUAGUAUUGUUAGUGGUAGCAGUGUUUGGUUUCGAGCGGUAAACCAGACUUUGGAUAUGGGUGGGUUGUUCUGGUUGGUAGCUGAGAAUCUAGACUGGCAUUGCCAUUGGUAUGUGUAUUUUUCAGGCGCUGCAAUUCUUAUUUCUUAUGUUGUGAUCGGCUAUUGUAGUUUUAUACCGGAAUGAAAGCAAACUAUUCUGAUUGGAAGUAGAAAUAGGAUGCCCAUGAAACAAGUCUGAGCUUUUUCACUUUUCAUCGAUUAUGCUCUUUGUUAACAUAUAUUUAUAUACAAGCCAAGUUCAAUUGCACCCAUCAAAGUGUUUCUUUUGUCAUUGU
This is a messenger RNA of Rosa chinensis, 2137 nucleotides long. RefSeq lists its product as uncharacterized. The record is from RefSeq and is a predicted model, not a curated record. The transcript is spliced from 6 exons. Bases 886 to 1350 code for a protein of 154 amino acids. Lineage: Eukaryota; Viridiplantae; Streptophyta; Magnoliopsida; Rosales; Rosaceae.